Messenger RNA from Ectocarpus siliculosus, 2370 nucleotides. Lineage: Eukaryota; Phaeophyceae; Ectocarpales; Ectocarpaceae. The record is from the annotation of a GenBank genome assembly.
AUGACGGAGUGGAUCUGGACACCUCGAAGUUGGUGGGGAGGUGUGAGGUCGUGGUUUCCGACGACGUACACACGGGCGAGGACGGCAGCGCGUUGCCAAGUUUCAGGGGGGUUGGUUUUGUCAAGAGGCUUCGGAGUGGGCGGCACACACCCCUGCCUUCACCAGACCCUGCAGUCAAGCAUCUUCCCUGGAGACCAGAGGGGGCAGAGGGCCUCUUUUUACGAUCGACGACAGAACGGAAGCCAUUGGAACAAUGACAAGGAGCGCAGAGUGUUCUUGACGCCGGCCCAUCUGUUCACGGACGCCUUCGACUUUCGCAACCAGGGAGGGGUAUCCUACCCCAUCAAAGCUACGCUGCUCAGCCCUUUCGCGUCGACCUCUCAAGCUUUUCGUCGUCAGCCUGGGGCAUGGCCGUUAGUCGGGCUUUCGGCGCCUAGGGUGAGGUGGCAGGACGAUCUGGGCUUCAUUUUGGAGGUUAUCAGCGUUCUGCAGAAGGGGUGCCGGGCAAGGCUCGCGAUUGCGGACAAGGUCGAAGAGGUGUUUUUCCGGCUUGGUUUGUUGUUGUGCGACGCGGAUUCACCAGAACGCCAAUUACUGUUGGGCAUGAAGCGGGUAACCAACAAAACGCUGAUGCCAUGUCACGUGUGCCCCAUCGGCCAAGAGGACCUAGCCGAUGGAAACUACGACAUCGUGCGCAACCGCCGCACCGAUGAUCAGACCGAGUACGCCCUUAAGGUGAUCAGCACGGCCCCCACCGGGACGCAACGGCAGGCGCUUUCGUCUAAACACGGUGUGACCCCGCAAGAGGUAGAGAACCCUUUCCGAAAGCACGUGCACUUGAACAUGGUGCGGACGUUCGGGAUAGACCUGUUUCACCAGGACGCCCAGAAUUCCCUUCGGAAAAUCUUUAAGCGCCUCUUGGGCGGUCUCUCGAAAGCGAAGGGCGUGCCCCUCCUCUCGUGUCUAGCGAAAGAUCCUUCUCUGCGAGUCGCCGGCACACCACCGCUCAGGGACUUCGUGAGCGAUGGCGGGUUCUCCGCUCUGUCUGGGAUGGAUGUCUGGACACUGUCGAGUGUAGCCCUCCUCGUCUUCCGCCCGGUCUUGAGGAGCGUGGCGUCGAUGAAACGCCUCACGACCGCGCCAUUCCGCAACGACAUCCGGGCGGAGCUGGGGGCGACAACAGACACCGUGGUAACAGACACCGAGGUGAUGGAGAAACUACGGGCCCUACUGCUCGCCUCCUCCGAGGCGACGCACUUGUUGCGCUCAAGCUCCUUCAACGACGAGACCGUGGCAUCCAUCGAUAGGUCACAGCGAGAGAAGACCCUGCAGUCAAGCAUCUUCCCUGGAGACCAGAGGGGGCAGAGGGCCUCUUUUUACGAUCGACGACAGAACGGAAGCCAUUGGAACAAUGACAAGGAGCGCAGAGUGUUCUUGACGCCGGCCCAUCUGUUCACGGACGCCUUCGACUUUCGCAACCAGGGAGGGGUAUCCUACCCCAUCAAAGCUACGCUGCUCAGCCCUUUCGCGUCGACCUCUCAAGCUUUUCGUCGUCAGCCUGGGGCAUGGCCGUUAGUCGGGCUUUCGGCGCCUAGGGUGAGGUGGCAGGACGAUCUGGGCUUCAUUUUGGAGGUUAUCAGCGUUCUGCAGAAGGGGUGCCGGGCAAGGCUCGCGAUUGCGGACAAGGUCGAAGAGGUGUUUUUCCGGCUUGGUUUGUUGUUGUGCGACGCGGAUUCACCAGAACGCCAAUUACUGUUGGGCAUGAAGCGGGUAACCAACAAAACGCUGAUGCCAUGUCACGUGUGCCCCAUCGGCCAAGAGGACCUAGCCGAUGGAAACUACGACAUCGUGCGCAACCGCCGCACCGAUGAUCAGACCGAGUACGCCCUUAAGGUGAUCAGCACGGCCCCCACCGGGACGCAACGGCAGGCGCUUUCGUCUAAACACGGUGUGACCCCGCAAGAGGUAGAGAACCCUUUCCGAAAGCACGUGCACUUGAACAUGGUGCGGACGUUCGGGAUAGACCUGUUUCACCAGGACGCCCAGAAUUCCCUUCGGAAAAUCUUUAAGCGCCUCUUGGGCGGUCUCUCGAAAGCGAAGGGCGUGCCCCUCCUCUCGUGUCUAGCGAAAGAUCCUUCUCUGCGAGUCGCCGGCACACCACCGCUCAGGGACUUCGUGAGCGAUGGCGGGUUCUCCGCUCUGUCUGGGAUGGAUGUCUGGACACUGUCGAGUGUAGCCCUCCUCGUCUUCCGCCCGGUCUUGAGGAGCGUGGCGUCGAUGGUAAGAUUGCCCGACAGAAACGCCUCACGACCGCGCCAUUCCGCAACGACAUCCGGGCGGAGCUGGGGGCGACAACAGACACCGUGGUAA